Striga hermonthica is the source of this 1113-nucleotide messenger RNA. The record is from the annotation of a GenBank genome assembly. Lineage: Eukaryota; Viridiplantae; Streptophyta; Magnoliopsida; Lamiales; Orobanchaceae.
AUGUCAUUGAAGGUCGAAAAUAUCGGUGACGAUCCAGCUUCAAAUGCUCUCCUAGCCUUCCCACCUUCACUGUUUGACCAUCUUUCGUUGGUCAAAGCAGCUACAAAUGUCGGGAAGAAGCGGAAGAAAUCCUUUGUUCCUCUCGAAGGUGAAACCACCACUUUAGAAAUUCUUUACGUCCUGACUCACUCUGUUGAUCCCCUCCCGGUCGAAAUAAGCCAAUCAGAGUCCCAGUUGGUUUAUUACCGUGAUAGUGCCGUUAUACUAUCACCUUAUAAUGUAAAAAAGCAGGCAACUGUGGUUAAAACCCCCAGUAGUAAAGUUGAGUCCUUCACUCAAGUGGGGCUCGCUCACCAGAGUGGUAGUGAGCUUAGAUACGGGCCAUAUGAGAAUCGCGAGCCUUAUUCGUACUCACCCAUUAUUGUUCGCUUUGAGAAUAAUCAUCUGUUUGCUGUUGUUGAGGAGCUAGAGCGCGAGAUUGAAAUCUCUCACUGGGGAAGUGUCCAGGUGACAGAGCACUACAAGUUGGCUAACCACCUUUUUGCGGAUCUACCCGCACGAGUUCAUUCUGUAUACUACAAGGAUAAUAUUGGGAAUAUUUCAUCACCGAGACUACGAGUAAAUUCCAAGAAGUCGGAGCUGUUAAUAGAACCUCGUUAUCCUUUAUUUGGAGACUGGAAAUCGACUUUUGUGAUUGGAUAUGGAGUGCCUCUGCAAGACUUCCAUUUCGAGUCGGAUGAUGGUGCUCGUUACCUGAAUUACACUUUUGGCUGCCCUCUUGCUGACACUGUAGUCGACAAAUUGGCAAUCAAAGUAGUCCUUCCAGAGGGAUCAAAGGAUCCUUCCAUCAAAGUUCCUUUCCAGGUUGAGCAGAGUUUGGAGACAAAGUACUCGUACCUCGAUGUGAUUGGACAGCCUGUUGUGGUUCUGGAAAAGAACAAUAUGGUUCCUGAGCACAAUGUUCCAUUCCAGGUUCAUUACAAGUUCAACCCAAUAUUUAUGCUGGCAGAACCCUUGAUGUUGACUUCUGCAUUUUUUCUUUCCUUCAUCACCUGUGUUGCAUACCUUCACACAGAUCUCUCAUAUCGGAAACAAAACGUUCUAACAAUUUAA